AUGGAUCCGGUCGAAUCAGCGCCGAUACAAGCAGUUCGUGGGUUUUCGGAUAGGAGAGAUCCUAAGCCUAACGCGGAAAUACACCCCAACAGCGUGUGGGUACGAGGACAGCAGUUUAUGUACGAGAGAGAGGAGGAAUGGCCGAGGAAGAAUUUGCCGCCGGCGAAUACGACUGAGGAACUUCGGGUUCAUUUGUUGCUACACGACGUUAAGGUACCAGCGGUUCUUGUGGACGCGAACCGCUUCUCGAAGUGGACGAUCCUGACGGAAAAAGAAAAGCUGCCGAUAGAGACACUGCGAGCGACGAAAGAUCAGCUACCGAAUGCGGUUGCGUCGGUUCGAGUACCGCUGAAGCAGAAGGAGUACGAGAAAGCAGAGCGAUGUUUGCUGAAGGCAGCGCAGGCCGAAUGUUUUAUCGAUGAGUUGAAAGUGCUGUCAAGAAACAAAGAUCGUUCGGCAAGCCAAUGGAUAGCAAUCGAGAAGUCAAGUUCGCUGUACAAGUUGAGCCCGCUGAUAGACGAGGAUGGUAUAAUUAGGAUGGAGGGCCGAGUAGAGCGGGUGGAAUUUCUACCCUUUGACUUGCGGUUCCCAGUGAUUCUUCCGGACGGCCACCGGAUCACGAGGCUGAUAGUCCAGCAUUACCACGACAAGAGUGGCCAUGGAUACCGCCAAGCGGUGAAAAACGAGUUGCGGCAGCUGUACUACAUUCCACAUUUAGAUGCAGUGGUCCGUAAGGUGGCAGCAUCCUGCGUAUGGUGCAAAGUGCGUCAUUGUCGUCCCAAAGCGCCUAGGAUGGCCCCGCUGCCAGUACAACGGGUCACGCCGAAUCUGCGUGCGUUCAGCUAUGUUGGCGUCGAUUACCUGGGACCACUCGACGUAACCAUUGGGCGCAGGACAGAGAAGAGAUGGAUCGCGCUGUUUACUUGUAUGGUGACUCGCGCUGUGCAUUUGGAGGUGGCGCACGGGCUUACAACUCAGUCGUGUUUGAUGGCGAUACACCGGUUCAUCGGUCGCCGGGGUUGGCCGAUCGAGUUCUUCUCGGACAACGGGACGAAUCUUCGAGGUGCCAGCAAGGAAGUAGUGGAGGCUGCGCAGGACAUCAGAGAUGACUGCGCAGACCAAUUGACGAACGCAAGAACGAAGUGGACGUUCAACCCUCCGGCCGCACCACACAUGGGAGGCGUCUGGGAACGGUUGGUCCGGUCCGUGAAGGAGUUACUAACGGUGUUCAAUGAUGGAAGGCGGUUGACUGACGAGAUACUGCAAACGGUCCUCGUCGAAGCGGAGGACAUCAUUAACUCCCGUCCGCUGACGUACGUGUCGCAACAGUCCGAUGAAGCAGAGGCGCUCACCCCUAAUCAUUUUUUAAGAGGUUCAUCAUCGAACCAGCCAUGUGUGGCUCUCCCACCUCCCCACCCAGCGGUGGCCUUAAGGGACGCGUUUCAACGAUCGCAACAGUUGGCUACUGUGAUGUGGGAACGGUGGAUUAAGGAGUACGUGCCGUCGUUGAAUCAAAGAACGAAAUGGUUCGAUGAAGCUAGGCCGUUACGGGCAGGAGAUCUGGUCUACAUAGUUGAGGGUACUAGCCGGAAGUGCUGGAUCCGCGGUGUGGUGGAAGAGGUCGUCAUGUCUGGUGAUGGACGGGUCCGUCAAGCGUGA
This is a messenger RNA of Armigeres subalbatus, 1659 nucleotides long. RefSeq lists its product as uncharacterized. Gene Ontology annotation, molecular function: nucleic acid binding. NCBI's taxonomy places the organism in Eukaryota, Metazoa, Arthropoda, Insecta, Diptera, Culicidae. Bases 1 to 1659 code for a protein of 552 amino acids. The record is from RefSeq and is a predicted model, not a curated record. The transcript has 2 exons. Gene Ontology annotation, biological process: DNA integration.